Nilaparvata lugens (brown planthopper) is the source of this 685-nucleotide messenger RNA. Its product is annotated as gastrula zinc finger protein XlCGF17.1-like. NCBI's taxonomy places the organism in Eukaryota, Metazoa, Arthropoda, Insecta, Hemiptera, Delphacidae. The annotation marks the transcript as partial. Gene Ontology annotation, molecular function: DNA-binding transcription factor activity, RNA polymerase II-specific; RNA polymerase II cis-regulatory region sequence-specific DNA binding. The transcript is spliced from 2 exons. Gene Ontology annotation, cellular component: nucleus. The record is from RefSeq and is a predicted model, not a curated record. Gene Ontology annotation, biological process: regulation of transcription by RNA polymerase II.
AUGGCGACAGUUGCAGUAGAUAGCAGCCAAGAACCAGCGCCAGAGUGCAGCACUGCAUUCGCUCCAACCGAUAAUGACUUCAGCCAACAACAUUAUUUAAUCCCUGGCUACAAUCUAAUAUUCAUCAAAGAAGAAGAUUCCCAAGAUGAAGAAGACAUUUCAAAAGAAGUUGACUUUGGCGCAGUGAAGAGUGAAGCAGAGAUGUGGCCUUCUAUCAGCGGCACUGCCAAUGCAACAGAAGUUGGUGGACUGGAUGCACAUUCAAUCUCUCCAGUGGAAAAGUGCACUGAGCCAACUGUAGCUGGCAAAGAGACCAAGCUCUACAGCUGUGCUGACUGCAGCUAUAAAAGUCCAUGGAUUUCUGCUUUGAAAACACACAUUAGAACACACACUGGGGAAACACCAUUCAGUUGCAACUUCUGUGACUACAAAUGUGCUAUUUCAGCCAAUUUGAAGAGGCACAUCAGAACACACACUGGUGAAAAAACAUUUAGUUGCGAAUUUUGUGACUACAAAUGUUCUAAUUCAAGUGAUUUGAACAGACAUAUCAGAACACACACUGGUGAAAAACCAUUUAGUUGCGAAUUUUGUGACUACAAAUGUGCUAAUUCAGCCAAUUUGAAAGAUCAUAUCAGAACACAUACAGGUGUAACACCAUUCAGUUGCGAAUUUUGUGACUACAAAU